This is a messenger RNA of Boeremia exigua, 2207 nucleotides long. Its product is annotated as cytochrome P450. NCBI's taxonomy places the organism in Eukaryota, Fungi, Ascomycota, Dothideomycetes, Pleosporales, Didymellaceae. Bases 349 to 1884 code for a protein of 511 amino acids. Gene Ontology annotation, molecular function: monooxygenase activity; heme binding; oxidoreductase activity, acting on paired donors, with incorporation or reduction of molecular oxygen. The transcript is spliced from 8 exons. The record is from RefSeq and is a predicted model, not a curated record.
CUCAGGGCCUCAGUCAGAUUGACAGUGAAGGCCUCCGAAUGGCUUCCAUGUCUGCUUUGACGUCCUAUAGGGUAUCAAUGUGACCACUGACUAGAUGAGAUUGAUUUACGCUAUUUGCAGAUCAUGAUUGACCCACCACUACUAGAACAGGCAACUGACGUGUCUCCAUGGCGAGGGCUUAUGUACAAUUUUGGCUCGGUGUCGGCGUUCCGGAAGCCGAGGACACCGUUCGACCUCGUCCACAGCACUCAUGAGGCACCGAACUCGAAGCACACGCCUAUUGCAGAGGGCAAUUGAAGGCCAAAUUGAAAAAAUCCCGCAUCAUGGCAGGGUCCAGUGAGCGCUCUCAUGCGGGCGUGGUGCGACAGUGCAUUUCUUUACGUGGCCGCCACUCAAGAAAGACAGUUGCUACAAGUGUCUCUUCAAAUGCACAUAGUCGUUUUGCCCGCUCUUGCGGUCCUCUUUAUUGGAGUGAUAAAGCUAGUCACAACUUUGGUUCAGCGAGCAACAAGCCCCCUCUCUUCCGUACCUGGUCCUUGGCACACGAGAUGGACUUCUGCGGCAUCGAGAUACCACUGGAUUCGUGGGGAACUACCUGCGUGGACUCAAGAGCUGCAUGAAAAAUAUGGUGACGUUGUCCGUGUUAAUCCACGUGCUGUUGAUUUUUGCUCAGUCGCCGCGGCGAAAAAAAUCCACUCCUUCAAUCGUCCAUUCCUCAAGAGUACGAUGUACAAAUCCUUUGGUAGUGUAAAAGGUAUCCCUGAUGUCUUCAGCGUACGGGAUCCAAUCAUUCACGCAAGACAUCGUAAACUUCUUUCGGCGCCAAUUUCGGAUAGUGGUCUCAAGAGCUUCGAGCAUGUUGUACAUGCACGAGCGAACCUAGCAGUUGAGCAGAUUGGGAAGGAGAUGGAGAUGAACGGGACUGCGGAUGUCUUGAAAUGGUGGAUGUUCUUCAGCACUGAUGUGAUUGGAGAGCUUACGUUUGGUGACAGCUUUCGGAUGCUAGAGAAAGGCAAGGUAAAUGCUUAUGCAAAGGAUCUUCAGGACAUAGCCGGUCACCUCGGAGCUCGUCUUACCUUUCCGACGGUGUUACGACUUGCAUCGUACAUCCCGAUUCCAAAAUUUAGUGCUGCCUUCGAAGCGAAUGUGCGGAUGCGUACAUAUGCGGAGACAUCUAUCAUCCGUUACGAAAACAUCGUGGCAGCUCAGCCCGAUAUACACCAGCCCAGCCUAUUCAGCAAGCUUUUCAAUACGAAGGAGGAAACCAUGCCACGAGCCGAGAUCGUGUCAAAUGCGCAAUCAUAUAUCACAGCCGGUAGCGACACGACGGCACACACCUUAUCGUAUCUGACGUGGGCGGUAAGUAAGAACGAAGCCGUCAAAGCGAAGCUGGUCGCGGAGCUUCAGACUCUUCCGGAAGGAUACUCAGACGAAGACCUCAAAAAGCUAAAGUACCUCAACCAAGUCAUCUACGAGACACUGAGAUGUUACGCUGCUGCUCCGGCUUUACUGCCGAGGGUCGUCCCAGCUGGUGGAUGUGAGAUUGAUGGAUACCUGAUGCCGGGGGGUACAGACGUGCAGACCCAAGCAUACAGCAUGCACAGGAAUCCUGAGGUCUUUCCAGACCCCGAACGGUACGACCCAGAACGAUGGGAGUCCCCCACGAAAGACAUGAACGAUGCCUGGAUGCCAUUUGGUGGUGGUGCACGAGUGUGCCUCGGUAUCCACUUAGCAAGGAUGGAGCUCCGUGUUGCAACUGCAAAGUUCUUCACUACUUUCCCCAACGCCAAAGUCCCCUCUGGAUUCAACGAUGCUGAAAUGGAGCAAGUGAUUGUCUUUCUCAUGUAUCCCAAAGGCAAGCGCACCAUGAUUCAAAGCUCAUAGAGCUAGACGAUAACGUCAUCCUUACAUGACAUCAACCCGAAAGCCAGAUCUUUUCUGCGUGUAGGGUAGCACCAUCUAGGUAACCUAGAGGGAACCGGAUGCGAUAGGAAAUAGAUACUACGGAGGCCUACUUACUGCGAAUGAGAUAUACACUUUUGACUUUGAGGGCCUAUGUAUGUCGUUUCAUCGAGCUUCUGAGAGGUCCUAGAUGACGUGAAGCCCUUACAGAUGUGCACGCUAAGAACUAGUGUCAAAUUUCCACGCGCGCGACACUUGAUUGGCUUAAAAACCGAGCUUCUUCUUAACAGCACGCCAUUUGGAAC